Messenger RNA from Papilio polytes (common Mormon), 1132 nucleotides. Its product is annotated as E3 ubiquitin-protein ligase RNF25-like. Gene Ontology annotation, molecular function: ubiquitin protein ligase activity; protein binding. The record is from RefSeq and is a predicted model, not a curated record. Bases 197 to 1132 code for a protein of 311 amino acids. Gene Ontology annotation, biological process: protein ubiquitination. NCBI's taxonomy places the organism in Eukaryota, Metazoa, Arthropoda, Insecta, Lepidoptera, Papilionidae. Gene Ontology annotation, cellular component: nucleus. The transcript is spliced from 7 exons.
CAGGUCAGUCAGCUUGAUUGAUUUUGCCCGUGAUUCAUUGAUUCAUUGUAGAAAACCGGCUGGCUGUGCUGUAUAGUGUUCUGUAUACGUUUGUUGCACCGUCUGCAUUGCGCCUGCCUGAACUCUAUAUGCACUUGUAAAAUAAAGUAGCCCAGAUCUAGCUAGAUUUCAGUUCGGUCUGUACUCCUUUGGCAACAUGACGUCUGUCGUGGAUGAAAGGGUUACUGAUGAAGUGGAAGCCUUGGUGGCUAUUUUAAUGGACGAUGUCAUCAUAAGAAGAGUCGGUAAUGUGCCUACUGUUAUUGAAACAGUCGUCAAUCCGCUAACUGGGGAAGAUAUUGAUCAGCAAUAUGUAUGUGUGACAUUGGUGGUUCAAUUGACCCCGAACUAUCCAGAUACGAGUCCCGAUGUAGUCCUCAGGAAUCCUAGAGGAUUAGACGAUGAUCUUAUAGCCAGCAUUCACUCGCAAAUCAAGAUAAAGUUAGCAGAUUGCCUGGGCCAGCCCGUUGUUUUCGAGCUUAUAGACCUCAUACGCGAGAAUCUAACGGAGUGCAAUCUGCCGAGCGGUCAGUGCGUGAUUUGCCUGUUCGGGUUUGAGGCAGGGGACGUGUUCAUCAAGACGCAAUGCUACCAUCACUUCCACAGCCAUUGCCUUGCCAACCACCUCAUCUCCGGCAAGAAGUACUACAAGGAAGAGAUGGACAAGCUCCCCAACUGGCAGCAAGUCGAGGCACCGCCGUACCAGCCGUGCUGCCCGGUGUGUCGCUGCGUGUUGUCGUUCGACGCGGACACGCUGAAGAAGGCGCCCCCGCCGGUGGGAUCCAUCAAUGCGGCGCCAUUCCGCGUCACUCCUGAGAUGCUGGCGUUGCAGCGGAAGAUGUCGCUGUUGUUGGCUCGUCAAAUCCGCAGGGGUGGUGUGGUCGGCUCGAGCUCCCCCGGCCCGCGCCCCUUGACUAUCACUACGGCUGCUGAUGCGGUGACUAACGGAUCAUCGCAGGCCUCGCAGGAAGGCAAGUCUGAGGUUGCCGACGGCCAGCUCCCGGGCAACGCUUCCAACGCCGGCUCCGAGCCCGGCUCGCCGCAAGGACAAGGUUAUCGCGGCCCUUACAGGGGCUUCAAUCGUCGCGGCUAG